AUGACUAGGGCGAAUCCUGGGUUUGUGCAUCCAUUAAUUUCUGAAAUAGAUAGAGAGUUUCAUAGGUUAAUUAGAGCACGUAGAGCUUUUGUAAUUGAUCCUUAUUCAAGUGAUUCUGAUUCUGACCUUGAUUUUGAUUCUGAUUUUGUUGCAGUUUUUGAUAACAUGACUGAAGAAGGACCGCGAGAAAGAACAUUAAGGGAGCUGGCUGCACCUGAUUUCACCUACGAAAGCUUGUGUAUCCAGUAUCCUGAGGAUGUACCAUGUGUACUCAAAACUGGACUAAUCCAUUUAUUGCCUAAGUUUGGUGGUCUUGCAGGUGAAGAUCCUCAUAUGCAUAUCAAGGAGUUUCGUACUGUCAUAUCCACCUUGAAGCCUCCUGAAGUUGACAAAGAUCAUAUCUUUUUGAAGGCUUUUCCUCAUUCUCUUCAGGGAACUGCAAAGACUUGGUUGUAUAACCUGCCUCCUUCAUCCAUUGCAAGUUGGGACGACCUGAAAAGAAAGUUUCUUGAGAAGUUCUUCCCUGCCUCUAGGACAACUUCAAUCAGAAAAGACAUCUCAGGAAUCAGGCAGCUACAUGGAGAGACUCUACAUGAAUACUGGGAAAGAUUCAAGACACUAUGUGUGAGCUGCCCCCAUCACCAGAUUUCCGAGCAGCUCCUAGUUCAGUAUUUCUAUGAGGGUUUGCUCAACAUGGAAAGACAUCUCAUUGAUGCUGCUUGUGGAGGUGCAUUGAAUGAUAUGACUCCUACUGAAGCCAGGCAGUUGUUUGAGAAGAUGGCUGCUAAUUCUCAGCAGUUUCACACAAGGAGUAAUGAUGCUGUAAAAACUGUUAAUGAGAUUGGGACAGAUCCAAGGAUGGACAAGCUUGAGAAGAGGAUGGAAACCAUUGCCAGCUUGGUUACUCAAUUGGCCAUGAACCAGAAUAAACCUUCACAACAGGCAAAGGUUUGUGGCAUUUGCACUAAAGACCAUAAUACUGAUGUUUGUCCUUCUCUGCAGGAACCUACAGAUGAGAAUCCUGAAGCAUAUGCUGCCAACAUUUUCAAUAAUCGACCUCAGCAAAAUUAUGAUCUGUCAUCUAACAGAUAUAACCCUGGCUGGAGAAAUCAUCCAAAUCUUAGAUGGCAAUCUAAAGAAUCUUCAUUGGAGGACAUGUUGAAGCAGAUGACAGCCCAAAACAUGCAGUUCCAACAAGACACCAGAUCCUCCAUUCAGAAUCUGACCACCCAGAUAGGACAGAUGGCUACUUCAAUAAACCAGCUACAGUCCCAGAAUUCUGAUAAGCUACCCUCUCAGACGGUUGUCAAUCCAAGAAAUGUGAGCGCCAUCACCUUACGGUCGGGGAAGCAAAUUGAUGCAGAUCAUGGACCAGAGCCAGAGCCAGAGCCUGAACCUGAAAAGGAGACAAAGACCACUGCCACAAGAACCUUCCAAGUACAACCACCUUCCAUUCCUCUUCCAUUCCCUCCGAAAGCUAUGCCAAGCAAAAAGAAGGAAGAGGUAGAUAAGGGAAUCUUGGAGAUAUUCAAGAAAGUGGAGGUGAACAUACCUCUACUUGAUGCACUCAAGCAAAUUCCAAGAUAUGCAAAGUUUCUAAAAGAAUUAUGCACUCAGAAAAGGAAGCUGAAAGGAAAUGAAAGAGUUCGCAUGGGGAGAAACGUUUCUGCAAUCAUAGGUAAAGCUGGUAAACCUGCUCCUGUUUCUGAGGUUCCUGAAAAGUGUGAGGAUCCAGGUACGUUUUCUGUUCCUUGUGUCAUAGGUGAUACUAAAUUUGAAAAUGCCAUGCUAGACCUAGGAGCUUCAAUUAAUGUGAUGCCUAUGUCUAUUUUUAAAUCACUUUCACUUGGGCCUUUGAAACCUACCGGUGUUGUCAUCCAAUUAGCAAAUAGGAGCACGGCACACCCUGCUGGUUGGGUAGAGGAUGUUUUGGUUAGGGUUGGUGAACUUGUUUUCCCUGCUGAUUUUUAUGUGCUUGAAAUGGAAAAAGGAUCUUCCCGUAAUACAGUUCCUAUCAUUUUGGGGAGACCAUUUUUAAAGACGGCCCGAACCAAGAUAGAUGUGUAUGCUGGAACAUUGACUAUGGAAUUCGGUGAUAUUGUGGUUAGGAUAAACAUUUUUGAUGCUAUGAAACAUCCACCUGAAGACUAUUCUGUGUUUCAUAUUGAUUUGCUUGAUGAACUGCUU
This is a messenger RNA of Lotus japonicus, 2187 nucleotides long. RefSeq lists its product as uncharacterized. NCBI's taxonomy places the organism in Eukaryota, Viridiplantae, Streptophyta, Magnoliopsida, Fabales, Fabaceae. The transcript is spliced from 2 exons. The annotation marks the transcript as partial. The record is from RefSeq and is a predicted model, not a curated record.